Metschnikowia bicuspidata var. bicuspidata NRRL YB-4993 is the source of this 1379-nucleotide messenger RNA. RefSeq names its product ribose phosphate diphosphokinase subunit (gene PRS5). Gene Ontology annotation, biological process: purine nucleotide biosynthetic process; 5-phosphoribose 1-diphosphate biosynthetic process. Bases 179 to 1351 code for a protein of 390 amino acids. Gene Ontology annotation, molecular function: ribose phosphate diphosphokinase activity; magnesium ion binding. Gene Ontology annotation, cellular component: cytoplasm; ribose phosphate diphosphokinase complex. The transcript has a single exon. NCBI's taxonomy places the organism in Eukaryota, Fungi, Ascomycota, Pichiomycetes, Serinales, Metschnikowiaceae. The record is from RefSeq and is a predicted model, not a curated record.
UUAAUCUGGUGUAAUAAUUAGUUGGAACAAAACCACAAGCUUUCUGACUUGUACUCGCAUCUGGAUUAAACUCAUCAAGAUUAAAUGCACGGACCACUGCGCGAAAGAUGAAGGUCAGAAAAAUUCGGGUGCCCGUCCUCAUUUUUAGAAAGAAAGACGUGAUCCAGGCCACAAGAAAAUGAGAGACGUCGUUAUUUUUGGGGGAAGCUCGCUUCCGGCCCUUACUAACCAGAUCUGCAGAAAUCUUACCCUAGAGAAAGGUAAAGUCCAGCAGAAGAAAUUCUCGAAUGGAGAGACCUCGAUAGAGAUGAAGAAUUCCGUACGGGAAAAAGAUGUGUUUAUCAUACAAAGUGGGUGUGGUCAUGUGAACGACAAUUUUCUUGAACUUCUCAUCAUGAUCUCGGCCUGCAAAACUGCCAGUGCUAAGAGAGUCACUGCUGUGUUGCCGUACUUCCCAUACUCAAGACAGCCAGAAAACCCGAAGGUGGAUAUGGAGGCCACCGAAAUGCUGGCUGAUCAUGGCUUUUUAACAUCUCUAGCCAACAGCACGAAAAAAAUAGCCACAAACUCCGCUGGUAUUGAGGUUUUGGGUGCUGUUGACGAAAGCGGUAGAGAUGUUAGUGGGUAUAAACAAUGGGUGAGCAAAAACGGUACUCUUAUUGCCAACCUUUUGACUACCGCAGGUACCGACAGGUGCAUCACUAUGGACUUGCAUGACCCGCUGUUUCAGGGCUUCUUUAACAUCCCUGUUGACAACUUGUAUCUGCUGUCUUUAUUCAAGAGGUAUAUCAUGGACUACAUUCCUGAUUAUAAGAACUGUGUUGUGGUGUCCCCCGACUCAGGUGGUGCCAAAAGAGCCACAGCUGUUGCUGAUGCUUUGGGCUGUUCCAUUGCAUUGAUUCACAAAGAAAGAAAAAUCAAAGUCUCGCCCUCACACUUGGGGUCUCCAAUUCUCUCCGCGUCGGACUCGAUUAACACAACAAACUCUACCACAGUCAACUCUUCCAUGCUCGUAGGAGAUGUCAAGGGUCGUGUGUGUGUGUUGAUUGACGAUCUUGCUGAUACUUGUACUACUGCAACGCGUGCGGCGCAGCUUUUGAAAGAUACGGGCGCUUCUUACGUGUACUGUUUGGUAACACAUGCUAUCCUUAGCGGUGACGCUAUCGACAAGCUUCGAGUUUCCGAAAUCGACAAAUUUAUUACUACAAACAGUAUUCCACAGAUAGAAAAUGUCCGCCUUCUUGGAGAAAGCCGGAUGAAGGUCAUCGAUGUGUCAAGAAUAUUUGCUGAGGCUAUCAGAAGAAUUCAUAAUGGUGAGUCAGUUUCUAUGUUGUUUGACCACGGAUGGUAAUCGAAAUUUGAAAUUAGUAUGCAUAUAA